Messenger RNA from Capsella rubella, 790 nucleotides. Its product is annotated as deoxyuridine 5'-triphosphate nucleotidohydrolase. Gene Ontology annotation, biological process: dUTP catabolic process; dUMP biosynthetic process. The record is from RefSeq and is a predicted model, not a curated record. The transcript has a single exon. Gene Ontology annotation, molecular function: magnesium ion binding; dUTP diphosphatase activity. NCBI's taxonomy places the organism in Eukaryota, Viridiplantae, Streptophyta, Magnoliopsida, Brassicales, Brassicaceae. Bases 16 to 669 code for a protein of 217 amino acids.
UCACUCACUCCAUUUAUGGCGGAGCUACGACGGCUCUUCAUCAUCCCCACAACAACAACUCGACCUCAAUUGAAAUUAGGGUUUCUCUGCAACUCCUUGACCAAACGAUUCACCUCACUUCGUUUCCCAAUUUCAACAAUGGCCUGUGUCGAGACGAAGAUCAACAACAGUUCCGAUGCCGUCACCGAACCGUCACCAAAACUCCAAAAGCUCGAUCGAAACGGAAUCCAUGGCGAAUCUUCAUCACCUUUCUUCAAAGUGAAGAAAAUCUCCGAGAAAGCUGUUUUACCAACAAGAGGCUCAUCUCUCUCCGCUGGAUACGAUCUCUCAAGCGCGGUGGAUUCUAAAGUUCCGGCGAGAGGCAAAGCGCUAAUCCCGACGGAUCUCUGCAUCGCUGUACCAGAAGGAACAUACGCAAGAAUAGCUCCGAGAUCUGGUUUGGCUUGGAAACAUUCGAUCGAUGUUGGAGCUGGUGUGAUUGAUGCUGAUUACAGAGGACCCGUUGGUGUGAUUUUGUUUAAUCAUUCUGAUGUUGAGUUCGAUGUGAAGUUGGGUGAUCGAAUCGCGCAGUUGAUUAUCGAGAAGAUUGUGACUCCUGAUGUUGUGGAGGUUGAAGAUUUGGAUGAUACUGUUCGUGGUGAAGGUGGCUUUGGCUCUACUGGUGUUUGAAGAAGCUUCGUUUUAAGUAUGUGUCUUAGUUUUAAUUUAGGGUUAUUUCGUCGAACAGUUUGUGGGCAUGGCUGUAAUAUCUCUCUCUUUGGUUUAUCUAUUUAAGACUAUCUUAUCAAAA